Alosa sapidissima (American shad) is the source of this 3853-nucleotide messenger RNA. RefSeq names its product trichohyalin-like. The transcript is spliced from 8 exons. NCBI's taxonomy places the organism in Eukaryota, Metazoa, Chordata, Actinopteri, Clupeiformes, Clupeidae. The coding region runs from base 1 to 3615 and encodes 1204 amino acids. The record is from RefSeq and is a predicted model, not a curated record.
AUGAGAUUUCUAUGGAUAUUUAACUGCUGUAAAGCACAGCAGGAGGAUGACGAUGCAGAACAACCAUGGUUCAUUGCCAGGGAGUUUGAAACAGUGGUUUGGUAUGGGUUUGACUCUGAAUGGGAAUCCAUACAAGAGCGAAAGCAGAGGCUGAAAAAAUACAGCCUGGAAGAUCUUAAGAGACAACUAGAGCUGUUUGGUAUCACAAUAGUUGAAGUAAAAGGGCAAAAGAAGAGUGAGAAGAAGAUGAAGAGAGAGUACAGGAAACUUCUCAUGCGAAGGAUGAAAAUGGUGGAGACUGAGAGGGCCAGAAGGUCAGUUCAAGUCAGGAGGGGAAUGGAGCCAGAACAGAAGAUGGAUUUGGUGCAGAGGGGAGAGAAUGGCUUAGACCAGGAGAGUGAAAACACACAAGACGAAAAGCAGAGCUUGGAGACAUCUGCAGAGCUGAUUCCUGAACGGCAGGGUCUGAGGAAGGAGGCCCAGAUAUUAACAAAUAAAGUGGAUGAACCCAACAAUCGCAUGGAAGAGGAGUUUAUGAACAACAUUAAAGAGGAAGAGACACAAGAGGAGAUGAAGACUGAGGAAAUAAAGACAGACACAGAAGAGAAAAGAAGAGAGGAUCAGAAGAGGGAAGACAACAAGGAGGACAUAAAGGAUGAUGAAGUUGGAAAGGUGAAUGAAAAAGACUUCACAGAUGCACAAGAGGAGGGAUGGAAACAGGAACUAGACUUGAAGACCAAGACCCAUGGAGAGAAGGAGGAAGAGGUGGAAACAGAGGUGGAAGGUGGAAACAACAAGAUCAAAGAAGAGGAUGAUAUCCUGAAGGAGGGAAAGUGUGAGAAAACUGUUACAGAGGAAGGUGUGGUGACAGUUGAGGAGAGCAAGAAAAAGCAGGAAAACACAGAUGAUGCUGUGGCCUCUGGAACGAUGGCAACAGUCUCCUUGGAGUUGAUGCAGAAUGAGGAUCACGAGGAGAAGCAAGAAGAGGCUGCAGUAAAGGAGGAGAGAAUAAACAAAGAUGGGAAAGAAAAGCAGGAGGAGGAGGAGAACGGGGAGAACAAGAUGGAGGAGGAGGAGAAGGGAGAGAACCAGGUGGAGAAAGAGAAAGACACUGAAGGAAAAGAUGAAAAAGAACUGAAUGAUAAACUGGAGGAGGAGGAGAAGGGAGAGAACAAGAUGGAGAAAGAGAAAGACACUGAAGGAAAUGAAGAAGAAGAACUGAAUGAUAAACUGGAGAAGGGAGAGAAUCAGGUGGAGAAAGAGAAAGACACUAAAGGAAAAGAUGAAAAAGAACUGAAUGAUAAACAGCUGGAGGAGGAGGAGAAAGGAGAGAACAAGAUUGCUAAAGAGAAAAACACUGAAGGAAAAGAUGAAAAAGAACUGAAUGAUAAACAGCUGGAGGAGGAGGAGGAGAAGGGAGAGAACAAGAUGGAGAAAGAGAAAGAUGCUGAAGUAAAAGGAAAAGAGCUGCAUUAUAAGCAGCUGAAUGAGCAGAAGGAGGAAGAAGUUAACAUGAAGGAAAACGAGGGGCAAGAGGAGGUGACAGAAUAUGUGAUAGAGAUUAAAGAGGAGAAAAAGGAGGAGGAUACAGACAAGGCCACGGCUUUGGUGAAAACCAAAACAGUCUCCAAUGAUGUGACCCAGAGUGAGGAAGAUCAAGAGGAGGAGCUAGAUGUGGUGGUGGUGGAGAAGGAGACGGUGAAAGGAGAUGGUACGGAGGAGAAGAAGGAGGAGAAAGAAAAGGAGGAAGGAAAGGAGCUGGAGGAUAGAGAGGAGAAGGAGGAAAAGGAGAAGAGGUUACAGGAGGUGCAAGAAGAGGUGAAGGACUGUGUGGUGGAGGUAGAGGAGGAGGUUGAGGAAAAUGCAGAUGAUGGGACUCCACAGAAAGAUGAGACUACACACUCUUUGGAUCUGAUGCAAAAUGAGGAUCAGGAGGAGAAGAAAGAGAGGAUAGAGAGGAAGGAGAAGUUAAAAAGAGAAUGGAGAGAAGAGAGGGAGGAGGGAGAGAAUGAGAUGGAGGAAGAGAAAGAGACUGAAGUAAAAGAGGAGGAAGAGAGAGAGCAGCUGGGAAAUCAACAGCUGAAGGAGGAGAAGGAAGAAGUGGUAAAGAAAUUGAAGCAGGAGGAGGUGAAGGAGUGUAUGGUGGAGAAGGAACAGAAGAAGGAGGUGGAUGCAACUGAUGGAACUGUAGCCAUGGAGAUAAGACCAGAGGUUUCCCAGAAGAGAAACGCCACCCUAAAUGAAAACAGAAAGGUAAAGAAGAGAAUGCGAGGGUGUAGAGGCGGGAAGUCAAAAAACAAACACAAUCAACUGGAAGUGUACAAACAUACAUACAGAUCUUCAGGACAUACAGUGGAGGAUGGAGAGGAGCUGAUGGACAACAAAGGAAAGAAGGAAGAGGAGAAAAAGAAAGCAGAGAAGGGGGACAUGAAGGUGCAGAAGGAGCAAGAGGAAGUGAAGGAGUGUGUGGUGGAGGAGAAAGAGAAGGAAGAUACAGAUGAUGGGGCUGUGGCCGUGGAGACGACACUGAAGGUCUCGCUGGACAGCAACACCACCAUCAAUCAAGAGCAAGAGGUGAAGAAAAGAAUGCGAGGCUGUAGAGGCGGCAAAUCCAAGUGUGAGAUGACUGAGGAAAACAGACAGAAGCAGGACAUGAGAUAUGGACAACAACAUGAGUCCCAACACAGAAGAGGAGAAAGGCAUGAUAAAAGACAGGGGGUGAGAGACUGCUGGAGAGGUUCAAAUGGAUGCCAGACAGCUCCAGUGGGAUGCUGGGGAGAUGCAAAGAGAUGCUGGAGAGGUCCAAAGGGACCUUGGGGAGGUCCAAAGGCACAUGAGGAAGAGAAGGAGAAGCAGGACAUGAGAGUGAAGGAGGAGCCAGAGGAGGUGAAACAGUGUGUGGAGGAGAGAGAAGAAAAGGAUGAGGAAGAAGUACACAAUGGCACUGUGACCAUGGCAACUACAUUGAAAGUCCAUUUGGUCAAAGAGAGCAACACCACCACAAAUAAAGAUCAAGAGCUGAAGAAAAGAAUGCGGGGGUGUAGAAGCGGAAAAUCAAAAAACAAACAAAAGAAACAGGAAGUGUACAAUGAGACGACGGAGGAAAACAGACUGACACAGGACACGAAAGCUGGACACCAACGUGAGUUUGAGCACCAACACAGGGGAAUGGAAAGACAAAAUAACAGAGAGGGGGUGCAGGCACACUGGAGAGGUCCACAGCAGGAAGAUAGACAGACAAGAGAGGACAACCAAAGUCAACCCAGAAACCAGCACAGGCACAACAUGGCGGUGAGGGUAUGGUACGAGGCAGACGCAUGUGAACGUCACACAGAGGAGACGGCUAGAAGAGAUGAGAAGAAGCGACCGCAUGGGAGCCACGGGGGAAUUCACUGGAAUACAGGAGGCUUGGUUGUGCUGAGGAGAGGGCCAGUUUGGGCAGAACACAAGAACAGAGAAGGAGGACGAACACAGCAGGAGGAGAGAGGAGAGAGAAGGGAUGAGAGGCAGGGCCCUCGUCACCAAAGACAUGAGAGCACAUGGAGAGGAGAGAGGCAGGAAGAGGAACAGGAGGAGAAUGAAGUAGAAACAAAGGCCAUCAGAGGGUUGGAGUAGAGCAGAUGAAGAAACAGGAGCUUACAUUGCCAUGGGGCAGAAUAAUAUGAGUCUGCAGACAGAAGAAGAGAGAGACAUCAAGAGAAGAGCAGCAUGGAGAGACCGGAGAUAGAGAGAUGGCCGUCUGGACAGAGACAACAUGAUGGUCAUCCUAGAUACCAAGGAAACCCCUUUACACAUCACAGAACCAACAAUCAUUCACACACACUGCACACACACAAUAACAUUGCUGCACAAA